Molecule: messenger RNA, 2092 nt
Organism: Galendromus occidentalis (western predatory mite)
Lineage: Eukaryota; Metazoa; Arthropoda; Arachnida; Mesostigmata; Phytoseiidae
Product: rac GTPase-activating protein 1
Exons: 6
Coding region: 136-1929 (597 amino acids)
Biological process (GO): mitotic cytokinesis; Rho protein signal transduction; mitotic spindle midzone assembly
Cellular component (GO): nucleus; spindle midzone; centralspindlin complex
Molecular function (GO): GTPase activator activity
Source: RefSeq, a predicted model, not a curated record
GGAGAAGGAGUUGUGUGUAUUGUGUUGAGAUUGAGAUCUCCUCCUUCAGAAACUUCUGAAUUGAACUCUCGAGAGAAACUCGGUCCGUUCUCGUGUGUUAUUCCAUGCUACAGUAAUCAACCAAAAAUUCGAGACAUGACGCAGCAAUUGUCCGUUGUGGAGAAAACCGACGAUUUUCUCCGGAGUACGGGGCCCAACGACAAAUGGUUUCGCUACCUCGAAGCCUUACUUCAGAAGUACGCCAAAUUGUGGCGAAUACGCGAGGACGAGAAAGCGAAGUUGGACCAUUACACUCGGAAGUGCAGAGAUGUAGAGGAGGAACUCUCGAAGAAGCAAGCUCACAUCGUCCGACUGAAAGCUGCUCUCGAAACCGAGACACAGGAGCAUCAUCUGGCCAAGCUACAAUUGAAGAAACUCGGAAGUCAGCUGCGCAGCGCCAAAGACUACAUGAUGGGCCUAGACACCCAGGAUGAGAAAACCACCGAUCUGAUAAACACAAUUUGCGCGAGUCCACACCCGUUCCGUAUGGCCUCUGCCGUGACUUUGGGAAACAAAUCCGGGUCCCUGCUGGAUGAUUUUGAGGACAAUUCGAUGUCGACCGAGGGCUCUGUGUCCAACGGAGAUACUGAAGACGUGUUCAUGUCGUUCCGGAAGCCCGACGAUAGAGAAAAGGCCACCACUUCGGAAGCUGACAUGAAUAGCACUUCGUCAUCUGGGCAGUCUUCGGCUUCUGCGCAAUUCUCGGUGCCGCCGGUGCGCCGAUCCCUGAGGAAACGAAAUUCCAGCGAAGAGAGUGACGUUGUCAUAUCGAAGAAGCUAAAGGCCGGCGACAAAGCUUCGCUGAUCGUGUCCGUUAAUGAAGACAACCAAACCGUAUGUGCCGAAGCUCGUAUCCAAACAGCUUCGGCGUCGAGUCGCCGUCGCAGUAAGAGUGUAGACGCUCGUUUGGAUGGCGCUACGUCGUCCACACCCCUGGCUCCUUCGCGCGAUCCCAUGAGAACUCCCAUGAAGGAUGAAGGGUCUCCGUUGUAUCGGAGCAGUUCAGCAAGCAAGCUGAUGAACAGGCAGCAUACGUUCUUGACCAAGACCGUCAUGGUCUUCGAGAAUUGUGGACGGUGCAAACGCCGCCUGAAGUUCUACAAAGAAGCUCUUCGCUGCGACGAUUGCCAUUUGACGGUUCACGUCGAUUGCCGAGACGAAGCCCCCCUCCCGUGUAUUCCGAAAUCGAACAGGAUGACGGGGAACAAGAGCCAGAGGCUCGUGGACUUCUGUCCAGUAGUUGGACCACGCGUCCCGCCUAUCCUGAUCAACUGUUUCCAUGAAAUAGAAAAAGCUCACCGUAUAAAAGAAGUUGGCAUCUAUCGUCUGAGUGGUGCGCAGUCUCAAGUACAGGCGCUUUCGCGAAAGUUGCAGAAACACGUCAACCACGAUCUCUCCUCGUACGAGACCGCCACCAUUACCGGUGUUGUCAAGCAAUUUCUGCUCGAAUCUCUUAGUGAGCCCCUGAUCCCAUCUUCUGUGUGGACCCACUUCGAGAAAAUAACGGAGCCCGGCAAUACCGACGUCGAGCACAAAAUCCGCGGAGAGGUCGCUUCACUCCCGGUUCACAAUCGCGACACCCUGGCGUUUGUGAUGCUCCAUCUUAAAGUCGUAGAACAAGUUCCUGAGAAUAAGAUGAAUCGACAGAACCUUGCUACGGUUUUCGCACCCUCCGUCGUUGGAUACUCCCUGACUGCUCAGAUGAAGCCCGAGCUCUUGCUCGCAGCGAAUCAACUGGUCAGCGAACGAAUCAUGGCCUGUUUGUUGGACGUCGAGCCAUCGUUCUGGGAUAAUAUUAUGAAGACGGCCGACAAGAAACGAACAACUCUGCGAGACCGUUCCCACAAAAAUGGGGGGACGAUCAGCUUCGCAUCUCCUAAACUAACGUAAAUGUCCCGCGGCUUCAAACUGUUCCGGGUAUUGUAUGAUUAUAAUGAAGUUAAUUCCCACCAAGAAGUAUGACAUGCACGACGCUAAAGCGUUUCCCCAACUGCCUCUGGACGCUGAUUAAUGUAAAUCAUCGAGGCUCAUCCAUAGUAAAAUCGAGCGUUCG